Spea bombifrons (plains spadefoot toad) is the source of this 957-nucleotide messenger RNA. RefSeq names its product dysbindin domain-containing protein 2-like. The transcript is spliced from 4 exons. NCBI's taxonomy places the organism in Eukaryota, Metazoa, Chordata, Amphibia, Anura, Pelobatidae. The record is from RefSeq and is a predicted model, not a curated record. Gene Ontology annotation, cellular component: cytoplasm. Gene Ontology annotation, biological process: negative regulation of protein kinase activity. Bases 70 to 561 code for a protein of 163 amino acids.
CAGCUCGUCGGGAAACUAGCAAAAACUCUGAAAACUCCCGCAGAACACAGCGAGCGGCUCAGCCUGGAAAUGACAGCGAGAUCACAGGGUCACCCCAAGUUCCAGCCCCAGACUCCAACUUCGCAACUGCUGCGAGAGCGCCAGAGGUUCUUCGAAGAUGUCCUCGAACACGACGUGGACCUGGGCUAUCCACAGAUCCAACUGCUGAGGGAGCAUUGGCGGCCUCCUCUGGACAGCGUCUCCUCUAUGGAGGUGAAUAUUGACUCGUUGGAGCUGUCAGAUCCUCUGGAAAUCUCAGAAGUGGAUCCCAGCGAUGCGUUUCAGCAGUCAGAUGAUCACGUUGGUUUAUUAACACCGUCAGCUGACAAUCCAAGCAUCAGUGGCUUCAGCUUCCCCCUGUCUCCGACCUCUGAGACGUAUCCAGCAUAUGAUGAUGACACGGCGGACGGAGAAGAGGAAGCUGCAUGCGUACGAUCCACAGCCCCCGGCGAACCCGACAUCCCCAUUCCAGAUAGCAUAAGCUCUGACCGCACUGAGAAAACCGCAUGCGAUUUCCAUUAACACUUCCUCCACAAAGUGCCCCUUAUUUAGUAUUGGGAAGCAAGGACUGUGCUACGUGUCACGGAGACACUCAGCCUUCUCUCAGACGUCCGUCUCUGAAUCUGUAUAUAAGGAAAUAUCCACGCGUGGAGCUUCGAGAUUGUUACAGAUCUUUCUCGAGAUAUAAAGGUGUUCUGGUAUAUAUAGGUAUCAUAUGCUGUUGAAGUCUGUAUGGUGAGGCCGUCUCUGUCUCGCCAGAUACGUGGGACUUAGGUCCGAGCCAUUGCGCAAGGCCACAGUCAAUACAAUUAACCUUGAACUUAUAACUUAUCCGGCUAAAGCUCAUUAAGUGAAACUUUAAAGGGAUCUCCCAACUUUUUUUAUUUUUAGUAACAAAUUAAAAACUACUAAAACGUA